AUGGAAGACGAUAAUGCGAUUGAUAUAUUUAAAUGGAUGUUUAAUACGGAAAUGGAGAAUGAUUUAUUCGACGAAAUGUUUCUUCAGAAUGCAAAAAUACGUGCUAAUAUAUUAGCGAUAGAAUCCCGUGAUGCACCUAUCGAACCAAUUAUUAUCAUAUUGGAACGCGUUCACGUCGAAACAGCUGAAGUCGCUGAGGAAAAAUAUGCUUUCAUACUUUCGUAUAAAACUGGUUCCAUAAAAAUGUUUGCGAGAAACGCAAAACAGAGGGAAAAAUGGAUGAUUAGAUUGUCCACAAGUUCUCAUCGCAUUGCACAAGCAGAACUUGAUGAAAUAAUCGAUAAUUUCAAUUCCACUGUUCCAUCUUCAUUAAUGCCUUCACCUUCAUCGACGGAUUGCUUUCGUUUAUUUUAUUUGACAGAACCAAUAAAAAAACUUCAUAAUUUCUCUAUAUCUCAGCCCAUGAGUCUUCAUUCAAGAAAAAUCAGAUGUGAAGAAAUAAUGUGGGAAAGUAAGCUGAGUCUUAUCCUUCCUCAACAGUUGUUAAAACUAUUUUUGAAGUGGUCAAAUGAAUUAAAAGAAUUUAUUGAAAAUCGUUUGUGGGUUGUACCCAAUGGAUAUUUGGAAGCUGCUCACAAUUGCUUACGGCAUAUCUCUGCAAAUCAAGAGACAUAUAUCAAUUCGCUGGAAUUUAUCGAAUCUUAUAGUGGUCCAUCAUUUCGUUCAUCAUCUGAAAAAUUUCGUGUUGCUUUUGCUAGUGUUCCAACUAAUCUCCAUCUGCAGCAAUUUGUGGUUGAAAAAAUAACGCAUGAUUAUUUGACUUGUGGAGCAGUUUGUGCUAUUCCACUGCGUUUUAUGCAUGGUGGUUUGUCACGCUUGCGGGUAGAUCUGCAUUCUUCAAUUAAUGAUCCGGUAUGCAUUGAUCAUAUGCUUGAUUCUCGCUUUUUUCAUAGAAGAAAUUCUUUGCAAGCUGCGAAAAGUGUGAUAGGCGAAUUAAGUCAACAAGCUGAAAUGGACUGGAAUUUUACGGAACUUAAGAGUACAGAAAAAGUAGGCUUAUGCCUACUUGCCGAAAUAAAACAGCUAAAAGAGAAUCUAGUUGAUCUGAUAGAAUCCUUUCCAAAUGUUGUGCGGCUUAUUGACUUUUUUCGUGAAUGGAAUCAACUUUCCGACCAUCACUGCGGAAAAAUAAAUCGGACUAUGGUAGAUGGCCUAGAUAGCCAGUUGGAUAAUUUGGAAGCAACUAUUAUUAGCUUAAAUACAAAAAUGGCCGUUCUUUGUUCAGCUCGAGAUAAUGAGGAUACAUGGAAGGAUUAUGAGAAGAAUACGAAACAAACUCUGAAUUCAUGUCUCGACAUAUUAUUGCAGAUAAUUGAUAAUAUUCAGAAUGCUCAAUUCUUAGGUCUUAUUCUGGCACUUAAACGAUCCUCAGAUUGUCAGUUUUUUUUUAAUAUUCAGCUUAGAAGUGAUCUGGUUUUAUCUCAAGCGAUUACCAUUGUUUCUACAGCUUUGUUGUCGGCCAUUGAAAAUAAUAUUGCAGAAUGGAAUGUUAAUCCUCCAUUAAUUACUAUAUUUUCCUUUUUGUCAUGUUACGGUGACGAGCGUGGCAUGAUGGAGGAUGCUCGUGAAUGUUGGGCAUCCUUCCAGGAUCGAGUUAGAUUUAAGCUGGUUUUAAGUAGUUCUUCAAUAAAUUCAACAUGUAUUCCUACUGUGAGUGGCGAUCGAUCGAAAAUAAUUGUUCAUCUACCUCUUCCUCAGAAUAUUUUUCAGUCAUUACCGGAAGAUUUGAAAUCAGGACAGCUUUUCACAGUUUGUAGUAUUUUUUGGAAUUUGGGAAUUAACCAUGAAGCAACAUUUGCUCAGUCUAUAGCUGGAGAUUGUUCGUUAGAAGAAACUAUUAAUAUAAUUGCUGGUAGAGCAUUGCAAGCAUACGCCGAUUGUAAUUCUUCUUCAUCUCAGUCGGUUAAGAAUCUUAUUGCUGAACUUAAUUUAGCGAUAUCUGUGUCACCAUCAAACAAAAACAUGGUUAUAUUUCGUUUAGCGAUGAUCGCCAAUUUUGCAUUAAAUGGGAUACCAAUUUUAUGUUGUAAAAGCGGAAAGGAUCGAACGUCAAUGGCAUUAACUCUCGAAGAAGGACGUAUAAUACGUGAAAAUUGUGGUGUUAGUGGAGAUCAGAUGGGAGAAAUGAUAGUUUGCCUCAGACGGGAUGGAGUUCGACGCGAAAACUGCCGUAAAAACAUCGGUAAACCCUUAUAUUCCUUCUCGCCAUUUCAAAUGCAUUUCAUUCCGAAAGAAUUUCGUCCACCUUCUGGAACAUAUGCGCAAGGGAUCGAUAGUUAA
Molecule: messenger RNA, 2340 nt
Organism: Dracunculus medinensis (Guinea worm)
Lineage: Eukaryota; Metazoa; Nematoda; Chromadorea; Rhabditida; Dracunculidae
Source: the annotation of a GenBank genome assembly